AUGCCAGAGGAGACCACCGUGAAUGACGCGGGGGAGGAGGAAGCCAACGCCAACGAGCCACCAGGACGAGUUGGUGCCAUUCAAGAAGCAGCUUAUGCAGUCCAAGCAAACCCAGAGCUUGUGGAACAUGCCCGCGGUAGAAGCACCCACGCUGACAUCUACAGAAGGCUGGAAACCGAAGAGGAGUCGGCGUCGGGAUACAAGGCCAUGCAUCCCUGCGACCUCGCGGGCCAGUAUGGUGGCAUCCGGAGCAAGUGGGCGGGCGGCGAUGGAAAGACCAUCCAGCGACCGAUGCCUUACAACGAGCUGAUGGGCUGCUUCGACCGAGACGGCGUCACGAGCUUCAAGGGCCAGGAGGUCCUGCGGCAUUUGGACACGUUCAUCAAUGGUCUCAGCCUCCCAUUCACCAUCCAAAGCACGUUGUGCAACUUUGCACCGGAGAUCAUGACAGGGGGUACACAGUUGCCCGACAUCUGCAAGGGCAUCGUCCAAGUCACGCACACGGCCAUCCAGUUCGUGCAUGACAGCCUGGCUGCCUUUGGCUUGUCUUGGUCUAGGCUCAUCUGCACACUUGAGCCCUCAGCACUCCGUUAUCGCUGCAUCGCGAGAGUGUAG
Molecule: messenger RNA, 615 nt
Organism: Symbiodinium natans
Lineage: Eukaryota; Dinophyceae; Suessiales; Symbiodiniaceae
Source: the annotation of a GenBank genome assembly